This is a messenger RNA of Trichophyton benhamiae CBS 112371, 483 nucleotides long. RefSeq lists its product as uncharacterized. The record is from RefSeq and is a predicted model, not a curated record. The transcript has 4 exons. NCBI's taxonomy places the organism in Eukaryota, Fungi, Ascomycota, Eurotiomycetes, Onygenales, Arthrodermataceae. Bases 1 to 483 code for a protein of 160 amino acids. Gene Ontology annotation, molecular function: structural constituent of ribosome; small ribosomal subunit rRNA binding. Gene Ontology annotation, cellular component: nucleolus; cytosolic small ribosomal subunit; ribosome. Gene Ontology annotation, biological process: translation.
AUGGGUCGUCUUCACAGCAAGGGCAAGGGCAUUUCUGCCUCUGCCAUCCCUUACUCUCGCACCGCUCCCGCCUGGUUGAAGACCACUCCGGAUCAGGUUGUCGACCACAUCUGCAAGAUGGCCAAGAAGGGUGCUACUCCAUCUCAGAUCGGUGUUGUCCUCCGUGAUAGCCACGGCAUUGCCCAAGUCAAGGUUGUUACUGGAAACAAGAUCCUCCGCAUCCUCAAGUCCAACGGUACGAAUUUGCAUAGACACCCUUCAUGCCUCGCCCCUGAAAUCCCAGAGGACCUUUACAUGUUGAUCAGAAAGGCCGUUGCUGUCCGCAAGCACCUUGAGCGCAACCGCAAGGACAAGGACAGCAAGUUCCGUCUGAUUCUGAUUGAGUCCCGUAUCCACCGUCUCUCUCGUUACUACAAGUCUGUUGGUGUCCUCCCACCAACCUGGAGAUACGAGAGUGCCACUGCCAGCACCAUGGUCGCAUAA